CAGGUAUUCAGCUAAUCAAAAACAAAUCCACAAAGUUCUGAUUAUUUUUUAAUUUACGAAGGCCCAAUUUAUUUUUGAAACAAUAAUUUCGGAAAAACCCAAUUUAAUAUUCCAUGUAAUAUAAAAUUCAAAAAUCAUCAAACCAAUGGGGAAUUCCAACUUGCGAGACAAUUUAAUAAUGAGGUUCGUCUUAAGGAGGCAUCAGACAAAUAAACAAACACCAAUAAGGCAGCAUUAAAUUAUCUACCUGAGGCACGUACUGUUGGGGUUGUAAAAUAUGACAAAUUUCCCCACAUAGGGCGUGGGAAAUUUUAGGGUAAUUUAAAAGAUGUUUACCAUAAUCAUAAUCAUAAUAAAAUUUGAAAAUAAAAUGGGUGUUGGGAGGUUUUGGAAGAGUUAGUUUGAGUUUGAAUCUCGUACAGUAAAGUGUACCUAGAUAUUUUUAGUAUUUUGUCUUUUGUGAAAAAAGUGUUUAUUUAAAAAGGAAAAAUGUAUUCAACCUUGUUCUUGGUGUUUAUUAUUAUUUGCUGCAUUGAUUUUGUUUAUGGUUACCGGGGUAUCCGUCAAGCUUACCCGUCCUGCAGAGAAUCAGGCAUUUGCGUUCGUCUUACCGAAUGCAGCCCCUACAUGAAACUCAUAGCAGGCCUCAAGCGACCUCUAUCCCGUUCCGUGGUACUAUUUUUGAGGAGACAAGAGUGCGGAUUCGAUGGCGUUUUUCCAAUGGUGUGCUGUUUUCCUGACGACGUCGAACAACCUCAAAAUAACCCAGGAGAUUCCGAUUACUCUUCAUCUUACCAUCAGCCCACCGCAUCGAUGCAAUCUGAUGCUGUUCCAUCGAACAACGUGGAAACAUUAUUUCCCACCAAGCCUGAUUUGACCCCUAGUGAUUUAAGCGAUUACAGAUACACGAAACCAAAUAAAUUAUUGGUAGGAGAAUUUUUUGAAACUUCUAGAGCUUCAACCACAACCAGUACAACUACCACAGAACAACCCACCACAACAACAAGAUUGGCUAAAAGGAAAACUAAUAAUAAUCAUAUGUGGAGUUUGUAUGAUUAUUUGCACCCUUCUAGUACACAACCUCCAUUUAAAAAUAUCUCUGCUAAAAAAGACAAGAGGCACCAAAUGAAGAGGAAAAUGAACGCGAUUAAUAAUGCGUUUGCUCUUUCUGCUAUUGACUACUUUUUCGUUAGAAGGAUGGAUGAAACAAAAAAGUCUUAAGGGUUUUUUUAAAAUAGUGCAGAAGCUUUAGAAUGGUGACGUAAUUUUGGACUCACUUGGUGGUUUCAAAAGAAGGAAAUACGAAUAGCAGUGCGUAGAUUGAAAAUCGAGAAUUUUAAAUAUUGUAUUGAAAAGUUUUAUACCUUGUUGAAUUCUAGUCAAUAGAAUAAUUAUGUGAAAAUGAUAAAUAAAUAUAAUAAAAGAUACCCA
Ceutorhynchus assimilis (cabbage seed weevil) is the source of this 1431-nucleotide messenger RNA. Lineage: Eukaryota; Metazoa; Arthropoda; Insecta; Coleoptera; Curculionidae. The record is from the annotation of a GenBank genome assembly.